This is a messenger RNA of Hydra vulgaris (swiftwater hydra), 1553 nucleotides long. Lineage: Eukaryota; Metazoa; Cnidaria; Hydrozoa; Anthoathecata; Hydridae. The record is from RefSeq and is a predicted model, not a curated record.
GUUUUCAAGUUAGUAGAAGCGGUACUUAUCUUCGACUGAAUCCAUGAAACAGCGCAACUCAAGAAGGGAAGAGGCAUAUAAAAACUGUCCCAGUUAAGUUAAUUAGAUCCCAAAAUGAUAAACAUGCCAAACAUAUUGAUGGGAAAUUCUGUACAAAAACAAUCAGGCGUCUUGAAGAGAUAUCAUCUCUCCUUGGUCCAAAAGAAGUUUUUUCUCAGUCAGGACGACAAAGCCAGGGUUCCGAUUGGAUUGACUGCUGCAAAUAAGCAAGCGCCGUUGCUUGUGCAUAUGGAGUAUAGAGUUACUCUACCAGAUCAUGACUGGGUUAUUGCUAAUAAACACAAAUUGAUCCCAUCUGUGUACGUUGCUAUUGAAGUGCACUCUGAUGGUUUAGGGAAACCGAGUUUCGUAGAUUACUCCGGCCCUACAUAUAUAGCUGUUAGAUCUGGAAGACAUUCGUCAUCGACUGCAUUAUCUCACGCUCUUGAUUUUAAUAAAUUAAUUGAUUUUUCUAAAAAUGGUUCUUUUGUUAAACCAGUUGUCAUCUUGACUGUAGAUGGAGGUCCAGGUGAGAACCCUCGUUAUCAAAAGAUAGUCUAUUUUUGGCUGCAAAUGCACCAGGAAGGAGCGCUUUUAAUCGAGUCGAGAGAAGAAUGGCACCAUUAAGUCGUGAACUUUCAGGCGUGAUCCUACCUCAUGAUCAUUAUGGAAAUCAUCUUAACAAUGCUGGUUUUACGAUAGAUAAUACUCUUGAAAAAAUAAAUUUCUAGUAUGCUGGUGAAACUUUUGCGUAAAUUUGGUCUAAUGUUUCAAUUGACAAGUUUCCUGCAGUUGCUGAAUUUAUUGUUCCAGAAAAAUCAGAAAUCUUAUCUAGUACUUUAAAAACCAAGGACAGCUUCUGGUAUGCUCGUCAUGUGCAAACAAGCCAGUAUUUUCUCUAAAUAGUUAAGUGAGAAAAUCGGAAUUGCUGUAAACAACCAAGAGGAUUAUAUUUUACAGUCUGAUCGUUUUUUUCCACCAUUGAUACCGCUAUCACAAUUCCCAGAGGAACGGCUCCAUGUUCCGAACGCAUUAUGCCAUAAAAACCACAAGUUUCCGUCCCUUUUUAUUGGAAAAACCUUAAAGUUAGAUGAUAUUAUGUCUAACCUGACAACGGGUUAUAGAGUUUUACCUUAUGAUCUAUUUUGUCCAUCUUUGCAAUCUCUUCUUAAGAGUCAAUGUUUUAAAAAAUGUUCAAUGUAUUUUUCAUCCAAUGUGUUAUUGAAAACACGUUACUGUCCAUGUAAAUUCAAAAUCACCAAUCGAUGCUGCUUCUGACAUAAUCAGGCAAGUGCCUACUUGUUUGGCUGCUUGUCUUCAAACUGAGCUUAUGGCAAUAACUUUGUUUGAGGAAAACGGAGAGCAUAUCGAUUGGAUUGAAGAAAAUGAAUUAGAUCUAUCUAAUGUUCAAAUCAUACCAAAAGAAGAUGUAGAAAAAAAUCUUUCCUUGUCACUUUACACAAUGGAUGAACACUUCUACUCACCUUGGAUAAAUGCUGAUUAUUAUAUUAUAU